AUGGAGGACCCCUGUCUUUCUACGCAGCUUAUUGAUGGAGAUGGUGUUUUCAAUGUUUCUGGAUUGGAGAGUUUCAUGAAGGAAGUUAAAUUGGCCGAAUGUGGGCUCUCAUACGCUGUUGUAUCAAUAAUGGGCCCACAGAGUAGUGGAAAAAGUACACUUUUGAAUCAUCUUUUCCGCACCAAUUUUAGGGAGAUGGAUGCUUUCAGAGGAAGGUCACAGACAACCAAAGGUAUAUGGAUGGCGAAGGCCCAGAAUAUUGAACCGUGCACCCUUGUAAUGGAUUUGGAAGGCACUGAUGGAAGAGAGAGGGGAGAGGAUGACACAGCCUUUGAGAAGCAGAGUGCAUUAUUUGCUUUGGCUGUUUCGGAUAUUGUGUUGAUCAAUAUGUGGUGUCAUGAUAUUGGGAGAGAACAGGCUGCGAACAAGCCUCUUUUGAAGACUGUUUUCCAGGUCAUGAUGAGAUUAUUCAGUCCUCGCAAAACAACAAUGCUAUUUGUUAUUCGUGACAAUAAACAGACACCUUUGGAAAAUCUUGAACCAAUUUUAAGAGAAGAUAUUCAGAAGAUAUGGGAUGGUGUUCCUAAACCCCAUGCCCAUAAAGAUACUCCACUCAGUGAAUUUUUCAAUGUGCAAGUGGUGGCCCUUAACAGUUAUGAGGAAAAGGAAGAGUUAUUUAGAGAGCAGGUUUCCAACUUGAGAGAUAGGUUUCAACAGUCUAUUGCUCCUGGUGGACUUGCUGGAGAUCGGCGUGGUGUUGUUCCAGCAUCAGGUUUUUCAUUUAGUGCUCAGCAAUUUUGGAAGGUUAUCAAGGAGAACAAAGACCUUGACCUACCUGCUCAUAAAGUUAUGGUGGCUACUGUGCGUUGUGAAGAAAUCGGUCAUGAGAAAGUUGCCACUUUUACAGCUGAUGAGGAAUGGCAACAAUUUGAGGAGGCUGUUCAAAGUGACUAUGUACCAGGUUUCGGGAAGAAAAUCAGCAGCCUGCUUGAUAGAUGUUUAUCAGAAUAUGACAUGGAGGCUAUUUAUUUUGAUGAAGGUGUCAGAACAUCAAAAAGACAUCAACUUGAGUCUAAACUCUUGCAGCUUGUCAAUCCUGCGUACCAAUCCCUUCUUGGUCAUUUACGGACUAGAACUUUAGAAGCAUUCAAAGAGUCCUUUGAUAAGGCCGUUGAAAAGGAGGGAUUUGCUGUUGCUGCUCGCGAUUCUACCCAGAUUUUCUUGGAGAAGUUUGAUAAAGGAUCUGAAGAUGCUACCAUUCAACAAGUGAAUUGGGAUCCCUCGAAAGUUAAGGAUAAGCUUAAGCGUGACAUUGAGGCUCAUGUGGUGUCAGUUCGUGCUACAAAGCUUUCUGAACUUUGUGCCACAUAUGAGGGCAAACUUACCAAAGCUCUUGCAGAACCUGUUGAAGCUCUUCUAGAUUCAGCCAGUGAAGACACCUGGCCAGCUAUUAGAAAGCUUCUUCAGCGUGAGACAAAAGCCGCCGUUUCAGGUCUUGAAUCUGCUAUUUCAACUUUUGAGCUUGAUGAAGCUACUGAGAAAGAAUUGCUCUUGAGGCUGGAGAAUCACGGAAGGAGCGUUGUUGAAUCAAAGGCAAGAGAAGAAGCUGCAAGGAUCUUGAUCCGCAUGAAGGACAGGUUCUCGACGUUAUUCAGUCGUGAUGCCGACUCGAUGCCAAGAGUAUGGACAGGAAAGGAAGACAUCAAAGCAAUUACUAAAACUGCUCGUUCAGCUUCCAUGAAGUUGCUUUCUACGAUGGCUGCAAUUCGGUUGGAAGAAGAUGGUGACAACAUUGAUACCACUCUUUCCCUUGCUCUAGUAGAUGCUGCGAGGCCAGGGACUACAGAUAGAAGUAUUCAAUCGCUUGAUCCACUCGCCUCCAGUUCAUGGGAAAGGGUUCCAGAGGAGAGAACUUUAAUCUCCCCUGUCCAGUGCAAGUCUCUGUGGAGGCAAUUUAAAGCUGAAACUGAGUAUACCGUCACUCAAGCCAUAGCUGCUCAGGAAGCAAACAAGAGGAACAACAACUGGCUGCCUCCUCCAUGGGCGCUCGCUGCGAUGGCUGUCCUUGGUUUCAAUGAGUUCAUGACAUUACUGAGGAACCCAUUUUACCUGGCCGUCAUGUUUGUAGUUUUCCUAGUCGGGAAAGCCAUGUGGGUACAACUAGACAUUGCCAAUGAAUUCCGAAAUGGAUUUCUUCCAGCUCUCCUUUCGCUGUCGACAAAAUUUGUUCCGACAAUUAUGAACAUUCUGAAGAGACUAGCUGAUGAGGGGGCAGCGCCCGCAGCCCCAGAGAGGCAGAGAGAGACGGAGCUCCAACCAAGGAAUAAUAGUUCAAACAGCAACGUGACAUCAGCAGGUUCCUCCAGCUUAACCUCUUCAGAGAAUGGACCUGAAUAUUCAAGCCCGGUAGCACAAUGA
This is a messenger RNA of Triticum turgidum subsp. durum (durum wheat), 2418 nucleotides long. Lineage: Eukaryota; Viridiplantae; Streptophyta; Magnoliopsida; Poales; Poaceae. The record is from the annotation of a GenBank genome assembly.